GGCAGGAGCCUGACGGUUGGUUUUAUCAUUAUGCCAUCUGUUUCCUGGGAAGGAGACCAGAAAGGACUAGGGGCUGCUGCCUUCCCGCUUCGCUUGGGGACCUACCACUGCCCCAGUGCUCCUUCCAAAAGUCAGGGUAUGAAUCAUGGGUAGGAAAUUCUUGGAGUUCUACAUGAUAAACUUGAUUGGCUUUUUGGCCAAAGGUCAUAUUUAUUAUGAGGGACAACCUCGGAUUUCCGCAGAGAAUUGGUUGCGACGCAUAUCAAAAGAGACCGACUGUACUCAGCGUGUUUCGUGUUGGCAAUUCUUUUGUCUGUUCCCUUUUGCUACUUCGUUCCUUUUAAUUCAAAACUUGGAUGAUAGAUUCAUGACAAGGUUACGAGAAUACAAAAAAGUCUGGACAUACACAGGUUAUGCCUUUUAAGUCCUAUCUAUAAACACUAUAUGUAGCCCAUCGACUAGCUCU
Molecule: messenger RNA, 466 nt
Organism: Aspergillus caelatus
Lineage: Eukaryota; Fungi; Ascomycota; Eurotiomycetes; Eurotiales; Aspergillaceae
Exons: 1
Coding region: 146-424 (92 amino acids)
Source: RefSeq, a predicted model, not a curated record